AAAGUUUCAAAUCGAUCUCGGCCUCUGUCUCUGAUUUUAGAUCGAAGAGGGAGCCGUGAACUUUUUCGAUAAGUAAUGCACACGGUUCCGCGCUCAAACGAAGACCUGUACUUUUUCAAUGUUAAUACCGUCGUAAAUCUCGUUGGGGAUGCUCGGUUGAUAAAUAAUCCGGCGGCCCGAACGCAUGCGCCCUGGCCAUCGAUUAUUUUGAUUGGUGCCAGAUAUUACCAGGCUCCAGUUUGUGGCAGUUUGCCACAAAGGAAAACGAAUCUCGAAUUCCCUGUAACCUCGAGCGCUCGGAUAAACGAUAACAAACGAUACACACCGUCAAAAAUUUCGAGGAGUGAAAGAUGUUACUUACGUUGGAUAAAAUUGCGGGAAAAAUUGCGAGGAAGUGACAACAAUAGCGAAUACGGAUGGAAAUUUCGAUGGAAAUUUCGAAUUGAAAAUUCAUGAGUUCCCUUCAAAUUAUUAUCCAGCGAGUAUCGUCCAAUUUUUCGGUCCAAAAAAUCAUUCACCGUGGAUAAAUUCGAUCCUUAAGAAGAAUCAUGACUACCACCACGAAACCGACCAGCUGCAAAGAGGCGAUUCGAAUGUGGGAGGAAGAGAAUAAACAAGAUGCUUCGACCGCGAAGGAAAUGAUCCUCAGCUUUCGAUGGCCUCCCAUAGAAAAAAUGGACAAUUCUUUGGCGGUUUUGGUCAAUUGUGAAAAACUCUCCCUCUCGACGAAUAUGAUCGAAAAGAUUGCGGGAAUCGGAACGUUGAAGAAUCUGAAGAUCCUCGCCUUAGGCCGUAAUCUGAUCAAAUCGUUCGCUGGAUUGGAGCCAUUGGGCGAUACACUGGAGGAACUAUGGAUUUCGUAUAACCUGAUCGAGAAAAUGAAGGGAAUCAACGCGAUGAAAAAUUUGCGCGUCCUCUACAUGUCGAAUAAUCUGGUCAAAGAUUGGCACGAGUUCAAUAGACUUCAGGAGCUCACGAAUCUUCGUGAUUUACUUUUUGUUGGAAAUCCAUUGUACGAGAAUCUCGAGGUUGAAAUCUGGAAAUCAGAAGUAGCUAAACGUCUGCCAAUGUUAGAAAAAUUAGACGGUGAAUUGAUCAUACGAACAGAGGAAAACGAGGCUUUGUUGCAUCUUGACAGUCCUGUGCAAAUAUGAGGACUAAUGAA
Molecule: messenger RNA, 1165 nt
Organism: Apis mellifera (honey bee)
Lineage: Eukaryota; Metazoa; Arthropoda; Insecta; Hymenoptera; Apidae
Product: dynein light chain 1, axonemal
Exons: 4
Coding region: 549-1154 (201 amino acids)
Cellular component (GO): cytoplasm
Molecular function (GO): protein kinase binding
Source: RefSeq, a predicted model, not a curated record